Arachis ipaensis is the source of this 591-nucleotide messenger RNA. The record is from RefSeq and is a predicted model, not a curated record. Lineage: Eukaryota; Viridiplantae; Streptophyta; Magnoliopsida; Fabales; Fabaceae.
AUGGUUAGAGGAUGGUUGUUAAUCAAGCUUUGCAUUGUAACAGAGAUGGAUACCGCACAUCUUGUCAAACCGUCAGCUAAGUAUGCGUGUGAAGCACCUGAUAAGCAAAACGACCAAGCUGGCAUUAGACCGAGUAAGACGUACCAGGCACUAGCCAAUGCCGCUGGUGGCCCUGCCAAUCUCACCUUUACAGAGAAGGAUGUUAGAAAUUACAUUAGUCGUCACUUACGCAUUUUCGAGGAUGAGACGGAUCCAAAAGAGUUACUUAAACACUUCUCACAGAUGAAGGAGCUCAAUCCGAACUUUUUCUUUGAAAUAGAUGUGGACAAAAACCAUAGCAUUAGAAAUGUGUUUUGGGCCGAUGCUUGGUGUAGAGAUGCAUGGGAAUAUUUUGGUAAUGUCGUGAUGUUUGACACUACUUACAAGACUAAUAGGUAUGACAUGCUGUUCGGGUAUUUCGUAGGUGUCAACCACCAUGAGAUGUCUACGCUUCUUGGGUGCGAUUAUUGCGGAAUAAGGACACUCAUAUGUUUGCUGACUGACAUAUGCGGGUGCCAGUAUUUUUCAAGGACGAAUUCUGGGCUGGCAUGA